Paraglomus occultum is the source of this 513-nucleotide messenger RNA. NCBI's taxonomy places the organism in Eukaryota, Fungi, Glomeromycota, Glomeromycetes, Paraglomerales, Paraglomeraceae. The record is from the annotation of a GenBank genome assembly.
AUGCAGGCUGUGAAACAGCUUGUGGUAGUACUGCUCAGUUUCUUUACAAUCUUCGCAUCGGCACUGAUAGCAUGGAAAAGCUUGGGGACGUAUAUGAAGACUCUAACGCCUAUUAUAAUUGUGUUUAGUGAAAGCAUGGAACCAGCCUUUCAUAGAGGCGAUUUGUUGUUAAUUAGUACGCCCGAUGAGCCAAUCCAAGUGGGAGACGUAAUAGCGUAUCGAGUUAAAGGCAACCCUAUGCCAAUUGUCCAUAGAGUGAUAAAGAUACAUGAAAAUAAACAACUUGAUUCAGCGUACAUUUUGACCAAGGGUGAUAACAUCGACUUUAAUGACAGAAGUCUUUAUUACACGGACCAGUUAUGGGUUAAACGUGAAGAUGUUAUUGGAACAGUCCGGGGGUUUAUACCAUAUAUCGGUUACAUUGCGAUUGCAAUGAACGAAUAUCCAGGACUUAGGUGGAUAUUGGUGCUCGCAAUGGGUUUUUGUGCUGUCGUAUAUAGAGAACAGCUGUAA